AUGAAAUCAACGAUUUUCACUGAAGACGUUGUUCCCCAAGCACCGGAUGACCCUCACUAUGGCCUAAGAGCAGCAUUUCGAGCUGAUACAUCAGAUCAGAAGGUUGAUCUCAUCAUCGGAGUAUAUCGAGAUGAUGAUGGUAAACCUUGGAAUCUUCCCGUGGUAAAGAAGGCUGAAGCGGCCUUCCAGAGAGAUGCGACCCGAAAUCACGAAUAUCUGCCCAUCACGGGCCUUCCAAGCUUCACGUUGGCUGCACAGAAGUUGAUUUUGGGAACUGAUUCACCGGCGAUCAAAGAGAACCGUGUCUGCACAGUUCAAACCAUAUCCGGCACAGGAGCUGUUCACUUGGGAGGUUUGUUCAUGGCAAGAAAUCUGUCACACCCGCCUCCUAAGCUCUAUCUACCCACGCCAACCUGGGCAAACCACAACGGAAUCUUCACGAAUGUCGGGCUGACGGUAGACUGGUACCCCUAUUACUCACUGGAGACGAAACUACUUGAUUUUGAUAGGAUGAUCUCAACAGUCCGCCAGGCUCCACCGCACAGUAUCAUCCUGCUUCAUGCAUGCGCACACAAUCCCACAGGAAUCGACCCGACGGAGGACCAGUGGAAGGAAAUUGCGCAGGUCAUCUAUGAGACCAACCUAAUCCCGUUCUUCGACUGCGCCUACCAAGGAUUCGCGUCAGGAUCAAUCUCGAAAGACAACUUUGCCAUCCGGCAUUUCAUUGAGCUCGGAAUCGACAUGCUGAUAGCGCAAUCAUUCUCGAAAAACCUCGGCCUCUACGGCCAGCGAGUCGGCUGCCUGCACAUCGUCGUGGCAUCAGGACAAGAAGACGGAACAGCAACAAGCGAUGCGAUCAAGCGCAUAAGCUCCCAAGUAUCAGCCCUCCAACGCGCCGAGAUAUCGAACCCGCCUAUCUACGGGGCCCAACUCGCGUCCAUUGUCCUCAACACACCCGCACUAUUCGAAGAAUGGCAACUCGACUUACGCACGAUGGCCGAUCGAAUCCUGCAGAUGCGACAGCGCCUGAUGAGAGACCUAGACGCUCUCGGCACGCCGGGUCAGUGGGACCGUCUUGUGAGCCAGAUUGGCAUGUUCGCCUACACCAGCUUGACUGUCGCUCAAGUGCGGGAGCUGAGAGGGACAUGGCAUGUGUACCUGACGGAAGACGGGAGGAUCAGUGUGGCGGGAUUGAAUACUCGGAACGUCACGUACUGUGCGCAAGCGAUUGAUGAUGUUGUCCGACGGAUCGGGUGA
This is a messenger RNA of Exophiala bonariae, 1257 nucleotides long. RefSeq lists its product as uncharacterized. The transcript is spliced from 3 exons. Gene Ontology annotation, molecular function: pyridoxal phosphate binding; L-aspartate:2-oxoglutarate transaminase activity. Gene Ontology annotation, biological process: L-aspartate biosynthetic process. Gene Ontology annotation, cellular component: cytosol. The coding region runs from base 1 to 1257 and encodes 418 amino acids. The record is from RefSeq and is a predicted model, not a curated record. Lineage: Eukaryota; Fungi; Ascomycota; Eurotiomycetes; Chaetothyriales; Herpotrichiellaceae.